Molecule: messenger RNA, 2697 nt
Organism: Pyricularia grisea
Lineage: Eukaryota; Fungi; Ascomycota; Sordariomycetes; Magnaporthales; Pyriculariaceae
Exons: 2
Coding region: 1-1404 (467 amino acids)
Biological process (GO): attachment of mitotic spindle microtubules to kinetochore; meiotic chromosome segregation; kinetochore organization
Cellular component (GO): Ndc80 complex; kinetochore
Molecular function (GO): protein-containing complex binding
Source: RefSeq, a predicted model, not a curated record
AUGGCAUACAAUCCGCGCAUGUCCAUUAUCCCGCCGUCGCAGCAGCAGUCGCGCGGCAAGACUAACAAGCGGGAAAAGGAAGAGCAAGACCUGAUGAUCCUACGCGACGCCGAGAUUGUGGGCUGCAUCCGCGAUCUUGGCUUCACCAAGUUUGACUUUUCCGACCUCGAGAAGCCCAACCCGCUACAGGUGCAAAUGAUAUUCGAGCUGUUUGCCGAAAAGACGAUGAACGUGACGCGCGAGACGGUCGACCCGGCGAUGCGCGCCGCCGCCGAGGAGGUUUGCGGUAGCGCCGAAUUUGGCGAGGCGCUCAUGCCCAGCGACACGCGCAAUCUGAUGGGCUUCUACGCGGCCUUCCGCCAGCUGCUGGUCGCCUGCGGCGUGCCCGACUUUAGCUUCUCCGACAUGUACAAGCCCACCCACAAGCGCUUGGUGCACCUGCUCUCGUACCUCAUCAACUUUGUGCGCUUCAGGCAAGGCCACGCCGAGCUGUUCGUUGAGCACUUUGACCGCGUCCAGGAGACCAAGAACAGGAUCGACAUCCUGUACUCUGAGAACCAGGAGAUGGACGCCAGGCUGGACGACAUGAGGCGCAAUCGGAGGGCUAUGGAGAGCUUGGCACAGGAAAAGACGCGGCGGAAUGAGGAUCUCAAGCGCCGUCUGCUGGAGCUGCGUCGGAACCAGGAGCGCGUCGCCGCUCGCCUGGAGGAGGCCAAGGCGCGAAAGACGGAGCUGGCGCAGCAGCUCGAGCAGAGAACAGCCGAGAAGUUGGGCCUCAAGCAGGAGAGCUCCAAACUCCGACCCUACACACUGCAGAGCCCCUCGGCCCUGCAGGCCAGCUUGGCUGAUCUGUCAAACACGCUCAACGGCGAGCGGGCGCACAUUGACUCGCUGGACCGACGGGCACGCGCGCUGCAGACCUCUGCGGAUUCCUUCACCGUCGUUUGCGCCGACGUGGCAUCAUGCAUCAAGCUGCUCGACGAGAUCGCAACCGAGCUGGCCAAGGAGGACGAGGAAAGCGCAAAGAAAUCCAGGCAGCGCGACGCUCUGGCCGAGCGGGGUGCUGAUGUCAAGGAAGUCGAGCGUGCCGAGUCGUUGCUCCAGCGGCAGUUGGCAAAAUGGAACGAGAGGACGGAGCGGUUGCGCGAGCAGAGUUCGCAACGGGCCCAGGAGGCAAAGGAGAAAAUGGAGGAGCUCAAGGCCAUACAUAAGAAGCUCAAUGAGGAGCGGACAGAGAAGGGCCGAGAUAUUGAGACGAGGAGGGUGCGAAUCGAGCAAACCGAGAAGAAGAUGCUUGAUUUGAAAGAACAAAUCGAGCAAGAGGUUCACAAUGCCCAUGAUGAGUACCUCAAGAUGGAGGCACACAUCAAGCUUUACAUGACGGAAAUGGAGCAGUCAUUAUGAGAAACAGAACGGUGUUGGGAGAUAUUGCGACUGUGUUUCUUGCUAUUCAUGCUUACAUUGGGCACCUCGAUGAAGUCACGGGGUCAGGUAUACCAGGAGUUUGGAGUUGGGCUAGACAUGCUUGGAUGGAAUUUAUGUAUGAUGAAUAAAUGUAAUGACCCUUUUGCGAGAAGCUCAUCACGCUCGUAGUUCCGUACACGUCAUAUCUUUGGUGUUAUUUUCCAACAGGUAUGUCUGAUUGAAGCGAAUCUUGCCGUUGAAAAUGAAACCAUCUACCGAGUACCCUCUCGGCCGACACUGUUCUUCCUGUCCAAUGUCCAACCUCACCAUCUUGGCCAAGCCGCCGCGCGGCCACGCUCAAGACGGGAAUGUCCUCCGUCGCAAGGCGUUCAAAGCUGUCGACUUUAGCGUUAGAUGCUACAGAAGUUUGUGCUUCCACGAUGACAGCAGCGAGCUUGUUCCUAUAUGCUGCCUCAACCAAACCCGCAGCCGUGAAGCCGAUUCCCUGAGCACUCCACUCGCUGGUGUCGCGAUGUAGAGCCAAAAAGUCAUAGACGAGCAGUCGCGGUGGCUCACACACGGCAGGCAUCUCCAGGUCCGUUCGCGUCGGCGCUGGUGGUGGGCGGACUUUGGAUGCCGGAUCCAGGGGCGAGAACACUGCCAGGAAAGCUCGCAGAUGCGAGACGGUAGGCACAAAUACCACGCGGAUGUGCCGUGAGAUGGCAACUUGGAACAGUGGCGCUGCGAGGAGCUGGGCCUUUCGUUGAUCGUCCUCGGCAAUGGAUGCCUUUGGGUUCUCCUCCAGAGGCCCUGUUCCUUUCCCUUUCCCCUUGAAGCCAUCUCCGUGCUUGCCAUGACGCUCCUCCGUGUGCGGCGCCGUCUCAGGGGGCUCUGAUGUUUGGCCAUGCCCGCUCACCAUGAGGUCGUCGAUGAGUGCGGCCAUGAAAUCACUCCGGGAGCUGCAGAUCACCAAUGUAGUCGGAUAUACACAUUGCGAGAUGACUGAUAACAGAAGCUCUGAUGGGUGGGUUGGCGGGAAGAGCCGUGGAGGUGGUGAUGUUGUCAUUCUGGUACUCGCUUGUUGUAGCAGCGAUGCCUGUCUCCUGCUAUGAAGACCUACUACGGCUGUUCAUCCCCCAUCUUGGUUUUCUGGGGAUAACUUUCCAUAAAGCCGGUAUUUCUGAGAUUGAAAAAUUAAUCUUUUCGUGAUUUAUUCCAAAGACGUAUCUUUUCAUUUUUUUUUAUCUUUUAUUUUUUGUUACUAUUCUCUUGCUGAGUGUGCGGAAGCCAAAA